Messenger RNA from Trichomonas vaginalis G3, 318 nucleotides. Its product is annotated as cytoplasmic translation. Lineage: Eukaryota; Parabasalia; Trichomonadida; Trichomonadidae. The transcript has a single exon. The record is from RefSeq and is a predicted model, not a curated record. Gene Ontology annotation, molecular function: RNA binding; structural constituent of ribosome. Gene Ontology annotation, cellular component: ribosome. Gene Ontology annotation, biological process: cytoplasmic translation. The coding region runs from base 1 to 318 and encodes 105 amino acids.
AUGUCUUCCGUCUUCUACAUCGACUGCCAGGCUCCAGUUGCUGACAAGUUCUUCCAGCUCCAGGAGUUCGUUGAGUACCUCCAGUCCCACAUGAAGGUCGACAACCUCCGCAAGAACCUUGCUAACAAGGUCACAAUCGAAGCUGAUGCUGGCGCUAACAAGAUUGUUGUCAACGCUUCCGUCAAGUACUCCAAGCGUGCCUGCCGUUACUACGCUCGUAAGUUCCUCGCCAAGAAGGACAUCCGUAGCCGCUUCCACGUUAUCGCCUCCGGCAAGGAUACAUACGAACUCCGCCCAUACCGUGUUUCCAACGAGUAA